Gavia stellata (red-throated loon) is the source of this 1401-nucleotide messenger RNA. It is a transcript of the gene ETV4, whose product is annotated as ETS variant transcription factor 4. Gene Ontology annotation, molecular function: DNA-binding transcription factor activity, RNA polymerase II-specific; sequence-specific DNA binding. The coding region runs from base 1 to 1401 and encodes 466 amino acids. Gene Ontology annotation, cellular component: nucleus. The record is from RefSeq and is a predicted model, not a curated record. Lineage: Eukaryota; Metazoa; Chordata; Aves; Gaviiformes; Gaviidae. Gene Ontology annotation, biological process: regulation of transcription by RNA polymerase II; cell differentiation. The transcript is spliced from 12 exons.
AUGAAGGGGUACCUGGACCAGCAGGUGCCGUUCACUUUCCCGCAGGCGGCUCCCGGUGGCGGAGCUCGGAUGGGCGCUAGGAAGAGACCCGGGGACCCGGGCUUGCCGCCGGCGCAGGAUUCGGAAGACCUCUUCCAGGACUUGAGCCCGUUCCAGGAGACUUGGCUGACAGAAGCUCAGGUUCCAGACAGUGAUGAGCAAUUUGUGCCUGACUUUCAUUCAGAAAACUUAGCUUUUCACAGUCCUCCUGCUAAGAUUAAAAAGGAGCCGCAGAGUCCCUCCUCGGACCCCACGCUGUCCUGCAACCAUAAGCAGCCAUUCCAGUACCACAAUGGCGAACAGUGUCUUUACACCAGUGCCUAUGAUCAACCCAGACAAGUUGGAAUCAAGUCCCCCAACCCAGGAACCCCGAUACAGUCACCGCUCCAACAGUUCCCUAGACAGGACAGGAGCUUCCUGACCCCUGCGGGGCCACCCGGCCCCAUGUCCAGCUGUGGAUACCUCAGUGAAAACAGCUCUGCAUACCAGCCACCUGUGGAGAUGUGCCGUUCCUUCCCCUCUUCUCAGGGCAUGGCCCAGGAAGACCCCAUCAUCUACCAGCGCCGGAUGGCCGAGCCCUGCCUCCAGUACCCUCAUCAGGGCUUCAAACAGGAGUACCACGACCCGCGGUAUGAGCAAUCAAGCCGUGCGGGCAGCAGCCAUCAGUACCCAGCAGCUGGGGUGAUCAAGCAGGAGCAGGUGGACUACAUGUAUGACUCAGAUGUUCCUGGCUGUCCUUCCAUGUACAUAAAUGUUGAAAGUUAUCCAAGCCAUUCAAAUACAGAAGAUGCAUUAGGCUGCAGCUAUGACAAGCAGAUGAGGUCCUUUACUGAUGAUGUCUGUGUUGUUCCUGAAAAAUUUGAAGCAGGAGACAUCAAGCAGGAAGCUGGAGGGUACCGGGAAGGACCUCCCUACCAGAGACGGGGAUCUCUCCAGCUCUGGCAAUUUCUUGUGGCUUUAUUGGAUGAUCCAACCAAUUCCCACUUCAUUGCCUGGACUGGUAGAGGGAUGGAGUUCAAGCUCAUUGAGCCAGAAGAGGUAGCCAGGCUCUGGGGUAUCCAAAAGAACCGUCCAGCCAUGAACUAUGACAAGCUGAGCCGAUCCCUUCGCUACUAUUAUGAGAAAGGCAUCAUGCAGAAGGUGGCUGGAGAGCGCUACGUGUACAAGUUUGUGUGUGAGCCUGAAGCCUUGUUCUCUCUGGCCUUCCCUGAUAAUCAGCGGCCACCUCUGAAGGCAGAGUUUGACCGGCAGAUCAGUGAGGAGGACACAGUGCCUCUUUCUCACCUGGAUGAGAAUGCCACCUAUCUACCAGACCUUGGGAGCCUCCCUCCACAGCUUUACAGCAAAGGCUACACAUACUAG